Molecule: messenger RNA, 4373 nt
Organism: Catharus ustulatus (Swainson's thrush)
Lineage: Eukaryota; Metazoa; Chordata; Aves; Passeriformes; Turdidae
Gene: SARM1
Product: sterile alpha and TIR motif containing 1
Exons: 9
Coding region: 179-2326 (715 amino acids)
Biological process (GO): negative regulation of MyD88-independent toll-like receptor signaling pathway; response to axon injury; signal transduction
Cellular component (GO): dendrite
Molecular function (GO): signaling adaptor activity; NAD+ nucleosidase activity; protein binding
Source: RefSeq, a predicted model, not a curated record
GAGGCGGCGCCUGCUCCCGGUGACAUCAGCCCCGGGGACCGGGAUGCUGAGCCCGGCUCGGGGAAGGCGGAUCCCGCUCCGCUUCCAUCCCCGCAUCCCGACAGGGCGGAGGGGGGAGCGGGGCGCAUCCCCCGCUCCUGUCCCCCCCAGCAGGGGGAUGCUGCGGUAGCAGCCGCCCAUGCUCGCCCUGCUCCUGUCGCUGCACACGCUGGGCCGGUCCCUGGCCAUGGCGAGCGCGGAGCGGCUGGCCGUGCCCGAGUGUGUGAGCCGGGCGGGCGGCUGGGCGGGCGGGGGCAGCGCCCGGGAGCACGGCGGGGUCUCCCCCGGGGUGGGCACCGAGGUGCGGGAGGCGCUGGAGCGGGUCCUGCCCGUGCUCCGCCGGGCCAUCGCCAGCGCCACGCGGGCGAGCGGCCCCGAGGGGCUGCGGGCGGCUCUGUCCGAGGUGUUCCGCCUGGUGGAGGAGGCCUGGGGGAUGCCCGCCGUGGGGAGGGACGUGGCCAAGGUGCUGUGCGAUGUGAUCCGCCUGGAGGGGGGCCUGGACCUGCUGCUCAACCUGCUCUACACCGCCGAGCUGGAGACCAAGUGCCAGGCUGGAAAACUCCUGGAGCAGAUCCUGGUGGCGGAGAACAGGGACCGCAUCGCUCGGAUUGGCCUGGGCGUGAUCCUGAACUUAGCCAAGGAGCGGGACGUCCCCCAGCUGGCUCAGAGCAUCUCUGGCAUCCUGGAGCACAUGUUCAAACACUCGGAGGAGACCUGCUUCCAGCUCAUCUCCGACGGAGGCCUGGACACCAUCCUGUACUGGUGCCGCUGGACCGACCCCGCCGUGCUGCGCCACUGCGCCAUGGCCUUGGCCAACUGCGCCAUGUACGGGGGCCAGGCCAACCAGCGCCUCAUGAUCGAGAAGAAGGCAGCAGAGUGGCUUUUCCCGCUGGCCUUCUCCAAGGACGACGAGCUGAUCCGGCUGCACGCCUGCCUGGCCAUCACGGUGCUGGCCACCAACAAGGAGAUCGAGAAGGAGGUGGAGCGCUCGGGGACGCUGGCUCUGGUGGAGCCCUUCAUCGCCUCGCUGGACCCCGAGCAGUUCGCCCGGGAGAUGCUGGGCAGCAGUGACAACAUCCAGGGCAGGACAGCGCAGGACCUGCAGCGCCUCGUGCCCCUGCUGGACAGCUCCCGCCUGGAAGCCCAGUGCAUCGCCGCCUUCUACCUCUGCACCGAGGCUGCCAUCAAAGCCAGGCAGAAGAAAACACAGAUUUUCAGUGAGAUCGGGGCUACGCAGAGCCUCAAGAGGAUUGUGUGCUACUCCACCAGCAGCACCACCUCUGCCCUGGCCAAAAAGGUGCUGCGCAUGAUAGGGGAGGAGGUUCCUCGGCGCAUCCUGCCCACGGUUCCCAACUGGAAAUCCUGCGAGGUGCAGACGUGGCUGCAGCAGAUCGGAUUCAACAAAUACUGCCAGAGAUUCCUGGAUCACCAGGUGGAUGGGGACAUUCUCCUGAGGCUGACAGAGGAGGAGCUGCAGAGGGAUUUGGGGAUGGACUCCAGCAUCACUCGGAAAAGGUUUUUCCGGGAGCUGACAGAGCUCAAGACUUUCGCCAACUACUCCACCUGCGACCGCAGCAACCUGGCAGACUGGCUGGGGGGCAUCGACCCCAAAUUCCGGCAGUACACCUACAACCUGCUCACCUGCGGCAUCGACCGCAACUUCCUGCACCGGGUGACGGAGCAGCAGCUGCAGGAGGAUUGUCACAUCCACACCGGCUUCCACCGCGUCCGCAUCCUCACCGCGGCCAGGGAAACGCUUCACUCCCCCAUCACGCUGCAAACCACGUCCAACGGGACCGAUGUGUUCAUCAGCUACCGGAGGAGCACCGGCUCGCAGCUGGCCAGCCUGCUGAAGGUGCACCUGCAGCUCCACGGCUUCAGCGUGUUCAUCGAUGUGGAGAAGCUGGAGGCAGGGAAGUUUGAAGAUAAGCUGAUCCAGAGCGUGCUGAGUGCCCGGAAUUUUGUGCUGGUCCUCUCACCAAACGCACUGGAUAAAUGCAUGGAGGACCCCGAGUGCAAGGACUGGGUACACAAGGAGAUUGUGACAGCCCUGAACUCUGGAAAGAACAUUGUACCUGUUACAGACCAUUUUGAGUGGCCAGACCCAGAAACACUUCCAAAGGACAUGAGGGCUGUCCUGAAAUUUAAUGGCAUCAUGUGGUCCCACGAGUACCAGGAGGCCACGAUUGACAAAAUCAUCCGGUUUCUGCAGGGCCGCUCCUCCCGGGACUCCUCGGCCGGCUCGGAGAACGGGCUGGACUGUCUGCACUCCCUGGGGCAGAGCUAGACCCAGCACAGCAGCCUCAGAGACUCCCAGCUGACCCCUGUUUUGUGUGGGUCCUAAUUUACCCCUCCUGACUUUUCCCCCUUCUUUCAGAGAAAAGCUGUGGCUCCUAGUCCCUCCUCACCCUCCAAAUGCAAACCCCUGGCCCCCAAAGGCCAGCACUCACUGGGGAGCCAAGCCAGGCUGGACUCUGGGAUGGAUUCUGUGUCUUCCACAUCCUCCUGUGGGUUGGCAGGACGUGCAUGGGGUGUGAGGGAGACUGGAGCCAUCCAGACCCCCACAGGCAGCUGCAGCUUCCCCCAGAAACACGUCCAAAGAGGAAGAAUCUUUGGAGAACUGAAAACUGGAAAAGUGUUGAGAAUCCACUGUAAGAGGACACAAGGGAGAGAAGAGCAAUUAAGAGGAAUGUGUGGCUCUGCCGUGUGCCCCAGGAACAUCCUUGUGGUCAGAAACUGAGAGCAGGAAAGGGCAAAUAAAAACUAAGCCCUAACAAAAUCUUUGUGUUUGGGAAAGAUAACCCACAGGGCCCUUCUGAAGUGCUUUAUCUUUCCCAGCAAUGUCCCUUUAUCACAAGAGCUCCUUCCCUCCUCAAAAGACUUCCACCUCCCAGUGCUGCAAAACCACUGUGUGCUCUUAACUCUGGCAGUGGACAUUUGGGGUUAGACCCUGUGAAGUUUCUGCUGGAUCUCUGCAAAAAGUGCUUUAAAAAUAGUCUCCUUCCUUCCAUCUGAAGUCUCAGCUUCACCACUUUAUCAGGUCUGUAUUUUCAGGGCACUGGAGGCAGGAAAACUUCUGUCCAUGCAGGGAUGAUGCUACUUGCUGUGCCUGUGGAGUUAUUCUACACUGUGGCUGUAUUUUAUCUGCUCCACAGCAGGUCUCCCAUGGUCUGUGCCUUCAGCAGGAGCUGGUGAAUCUCUCUGCUGACCACCACACCCCCCAGCCCUGGCUGAGCUCCUUGGGGCUGUCCCUACUCCCUGCUGGAUGCAAUUCCUGCUGGAUUCACUUGUUUCUUCCUGUUGACCUCCUCUCAACACCCACCGGGGCUUUUUGCAGCUCCUCACCUUAAAAUAUCAAGAAAAAGUGGAGAAAAAGGGCUGGCAAAGGGUGCUCCAGCUGGGAGCAGGACCAUCAACUCUGCUGGUGAGGAACCAUGGACAUCCUGACACAAAUCCCUGCAUUCCCCAUUCCAGGCUGCUGAAUUAUCUUGCAAAAGCAGCAGGCUCCUCUUCCUGCUUGAGAAGAACUGAACCCUUUCAGGAGGUAACAAGGAGUGUCAGCCACCUUGUCCCCCUUCUGGCUCUCCCUGGAGUCCUGCUUUAACUGUCAGGAACACAAACACUUUUUUUCCUUUUAGCUUGGAUCCAUGAACAUUUCAGGAAAAAAAAAAAAAGAAGUUCAUUCUAGUGUUUUAUGGAUAGUUCUUAUCAGCUCACAGUUAAUGGCAUCUUUGCUCUCCAGUGAAAGGUUAAUAGCCAUAUCUGCCCAGCAUUUAUCAGAAUUAGAUUCCACCUCAUCUCCAGAUUAAAGAAUAAGAAGCCAGCAGAUGAGCCCAAAGGUGAAUCUGCCAAAGUAUAAAAACCUCUUGUGAGCUGCUUCAGGGAAAAGCCUUCAGGAACUGAUGUCAAGCCCUCCAUGGCCUCUGAAGGAGUCCCACACAAACAGUCCUAAGGACUUUUCUCCCUUCAAUAAUACCUGGUAAGAUGAUUGUGUCUUGUUUCCCAGGAACUCUGUAGCCUCCCCACCCAGCACUCAGUGUGGAGAUUUAUUUGUUCUCCACAGCUCAGGUGUCUCACCUGAAACGAGAUCCCAUCUCCUGCUCCAGCUGCCCAGACUGUGACUCCUCCUGUUUCCCCAUCAUUAUCUUCACCUAAAUGAACUUGCCCUACUUCUGGCAAAACAUCCCAUACCCAGUCCCUUCCAGCUGGAGCAAUCCCAAGGAAAUUAAUUCCUCUGUCCUCACCCUCCCUCAUUCCUCUGCUCUGCCAUGUCAAAAGUGUUUGGAAUUAUUCAAUCAGGCAUUAUUAAUAAACCUGGUUUUUACUCUAAAUCC